UCACUCACUCACUCACUCACUCUCAGCCACCAACCCCUCUCUCCUUUUCAUAUUAUUAUUAUUUCAUUUUUUUAUUCACAGAUAAACCACCCUUCGAUUCGACACACACAUAUAAUCAAACGUUAUCUAUCGAACCCUUCUUCUAUUGUUCACUGCUAAUGCUUUUUGGACACAGAUUUGAAUAACCACACACACAACUAUAUAACAGAAAAUGAGGGGGGGCUUGUGGCAACUUGGGCAAUCAAUCACCCGCCGUCUCACCCAGGGUGAUAAGAAGGCUGUUGCUUGUCGGUAUUUUGCGUCAGAGGCUGAGCUGAAAAAGACAGCUCUCUAUGACUUCCAUGUUGUUAAUGGAGGGAAGAUGGUGCCAUUUGCUGGAUGGAGCAUGCCAAUCCAAUACAAGGACUCAAUCAUGGACUCAACCCUAAACUGUAGGGAGAACGGUAGCCUGUUUGAUGUUUCCCAUAUGUGUGGGCUGAGCCUUAAGGGAAAGGAUGCUGUUCCAUUCCUUGAAAAGCUUGUCAUUGCUGAUGUUGCUUCACUUGCCCCGGGAACUGGAUCAUUGACUGUUUUCACAAAUGAAAAGGGAGGGGCAAUUGAUGAUUCCGUGAUUACCAAGGUGGCGGAUGAUCACAUAUACUUGGUUGUGAAUGCUGGUUGCAGGGACAAAGAUCUGGCUCACAUCGAGGAGCAUAUGAAGGCAUUCAAGGCAAAAGGUGGUGAUGUGUCAUGGCACAUCCAUGAUGAGAGAUCUCUUCUUGCCCUGCAGGGUCCUCUUGCUGGUCCUGUUCUUCAACACCUGACAAAAGAUGAUCUGAGCAAGUUCUACUUUGGGGAGUUCCGCGUGUUGGACAUCAAUGGUUCCCAGUGCUUUCUCACGCGAACAGGGUAUACCGGGGAAGAUGGAUUUGAAAUCUCAGUUCCUUCAGAGAAUGCAUUGGAUCUUACCAAGGCAAUUCUGGAAAAAUCUGAAGGGAAGAUAAGAUUGACAGGAUUGGGUGCUCGAGACAGUCUACGACUUGAAGCUGGUUUGUGUUUAUAUGGCAAUGACAUGGAACAGCACAUUACACCUGUUGAGGCAGGACUCACAUGGGCCAUAGGAAAGAGAAGGAGAGCAGAAGGGGGGUUUCUUGGAGCUGAAGUUAUACUGAAACAGCUUGCUGAAGGUCCCAAGAUCAGGCGUGUCGGUUUCUUUUCUUCCGGCCCACCUCCUAGAAGCCACAGUGAGGUUCAAGAUGAAGGAGGAAACAACAUUGGUGAAGUCACAAGUGGUGGAUUCAGCCCUUGCCUUAAGAAGAACAUAGCCAUGGGAUAUGUGAAAUCAGGACUGCACAAGGCAGGCACCAAAGUGAAGAUUAUUAUUCGAGGAAAAGCCAAUGAAGGGGUUGUUACAAAAAUGCCUUUUGUACCAACAAAAUACUAUAAGCCGACCUGAUUUAGUUUGAGAUUUCACAUUGAUCCUUCUCACUACUCCUACUUGACCAGUUUUCUCACAAUCUGGACGUUGUAGUGAAUUUUAAUGCCAUUGUCAAACUCACAUCAUGUACAAGGAGAGUGCCUUUUAUUAAUAACUCAAUUUCAUUUCAAACAUGCAGUGAUGACUCAUUGUCAGCUUUCUCA
Messenger RNA from Lotus japonicus, 1620 nucleotides. RefSeq names its product aminomethyltransferase, mitochondrial. The coding region runs from base 212 to 1435 and encodes 407 amino acids. Gene Ontology annotation, molecular function: aminomethyltransferase activity; protein binding. Gene Ontology annotation, cellular component: mitochondrion. The record is from RefSeq and is a predicted model, not a curated record. Gene Ontology annotation, biological process: glycine decarboxylation via glycine cleavage system. NCBI's taxonomy places the organism in Eukaryota, Viridiplantae, Streptophyta, Magnoliopsida, Fabales, Fabaceae. The transcript is spliced from 4 exons.